Rotaria sp. Silwood2 is the source of this 276-nucleotide messenger RNA. NCBI's taxonomy places the organism in Eukaryota, Metazoa, Rotifera, Eurotatoria, Philodinida, Philodinidae. The record is from the annotation of a GenBank genome assembly.
AUGGAAUCGCGGGAUUCAAUAUCAACUGAUAAAACAUCAUCAUCAUCUUCAUCGACAAAACCAACUGAAUCAUCAUCUUCAUUGUUAUCAAUUUCACCUAAACUAACAAUUACAAAAACAACAUCAAAUAAACGAAAACCUAUGUUAACUAUGAAUGGUUAUCAAUAUCAGGUGAAAAAUUUCAAUAAAAAUAAAACAAUUAAAUUUUGGCGUUGUGCUAAUAGAAGUUGUGGUGUGCUUUUACACACGAAUCUUAAUGCUGAAAAUAAAAAUUGA